This is a messenger RNA of Wyeomyia smithii (pitcher-plant mosquito), 2304 nucleotides long. RefSeq lists its product as uncharacterized. The record is from RefSeq and is a predicted model, not a curated record. The transcript is spliced from 2 exons. The coding region runs from base 1 to 2304 and encodes 767 amino acids. Lineage: Eukaryota; Metazoa; Arthropoda; Insecta; Diptera; Culicidae.
AUGCCAGCUGCAGCAUCCACGACAAAAAAGGUGGCCUCACUAAAGUCACUUCAAGCGAAGCUAAAGGGUUUGCACGCUUCGUUCAACAACAUAGUGGACUUCGUAUCAAAUUACCCCGAGGAUGUUACCGCUAGCCAGAUAUCAGUACGGUUAGAGCAUUUGGCGGAGCUGUGGGAAAAGAUUGGAGAGUUGGUUGCUGAGGUGGAGUCCCAUGAGGACUUUGUGGUUGAAGAUGAUGCCUUUGCCAAGGAGCGGUUGGAUUUCGAAAACCGUUAUUUCCAUGUUAAAUCUUCUUUGCUGGACAAGACCAAAGAGUUGCAGGAUCCUCCGGUUCAAGAUCAAUCUUCAGCACAGGUCGACAAUUCCAUGCAUGUUUCGUCGGAUCAUGUUCGUUUACCUCAAAUAAAACUCCAAACUUUCGACGGUAACAUCGACGAGUGGCUUAGCUUUAGGGACCUUUUCACAUCGUUGAUUCACUGGAAGGUAGAGCUACCAGAUGUGGAGAAACUGCAUUACUUAAAGGGAUGUCUACAAGGAGAGGCGAAGGCGCUAAUCGAUCCUCUGAAAAUAACGAGAGGAAACUAUCAAAUUGCUUGGGAAACAUUACUGAAACGCUAUAACAAUAGCAAAUUGUUGAAGAAGCGGCAAAUUCAAUCGCUUCUAAAACUUUCUUCGGUGGCUAAGGAGUCUGCAGUCGAAUUACAUACACUUUUGGAGAGUUUCGAACGAGUUAUUCACACCUUGGAUCAGAUUGUGCAGCCAAAUGACUACAAGGAUCUGCUGUUGGUUAAUAUUCUCAGCUCCCGUUUGGAUCCCAGCACACGCCGAAGUUGGGAGGAACAUUCAGCGAGUAAGGAACAGGAUACCCUAAACGAUCUAACGGAUUUUCUGCAGCGUCGAGUUCAAAUUUUAGAAUCUUUGCCAUCCAAGUUUACAGAAAGCAAGCGCGAAUCGUCACCUACUAGGAAAAGGAUACCACCAUUUCGAGUCAGCCACAAUGCAGUUCAAACGUCAACUGGGAAAUGCUCCGCUUGUCCCGAAAAUCAUUGGCUAUACACUUGUCCCACUUUCCAAAGGAUGUCGGUAGCUAGUAGAGAAUCGUUGUUGCGCACUCAAUCGCUGUGUCGUAACUGCUUCAAACGAGGUCAUCAGGCUAAGAGCUGUUCUUCCAAAUAUUCUUGCAGGAAAUGUAAAGGUCGGCAUCACACACUGGUUUGCUUCCAGAAAAAUGGAGAAGGCGAGAAACAAAGGACAACCGAAGAACCUGGACCAUCUAGAAACAAUGCGGUUUCGUUAGCGGACACGAGUACGAGAACUGCAAACACAUCAGUAACGGAAAUAAUAUCAACCAACUUCUCGCAAAAGCGAAGCACUAAUAUACUACUUGCUACUGCUGUGGUUCUGGUCGAGGACGAUGAAGGCUUACAGUACCCUGCACGGGCGUUACUCGAUUCGGGAUCGGAAUGUAAUUUCAUCUCGGAGCAACUUCGUCAAAUGUUAAAGGUGUCCAGGGAAAGGGUGGACAUUGCAGUACUCGGAGUAGGUCAGGCAUCGACAAGGGUAACUCAACGCAUCGCGGCUACAGUGCACUCACGGGUUUCUGAAUUUUCAAGGAAAAUGGAGUUUUUGGUUUUACCAAGGGUUACGGUGAGCCUACCGAUAACAACGGUGCAAAUUUCGGAAUGGAAAUUCCCAGAAGGAAUUCAUCUGGCGGAUCCAGCCUUUUUCCAAUCAAAAUGUGUCGAUUUGGUUCUCGGUAUCCAGGCCUUUUUCAGCUUUUUCCGGACUGGCAACGAAUUCACACUGGGUGACGGUCUUCCACGGCUAACUGAAUCGGUUUUCGGUUGGGUGGUGUCCGGUGAGAUACAAUCAGCGAAAACUUCUUCAUGCAUCACGUGUAACUUGGCGGUAUCAGACACUUUGGAACAGUUAAUGGAGCGGUUUUGGGCCUGUGAGGAUAUGGGCAACUGCAACAACUAUUCGCCCGAAGAGGCGCGCUGCGAGGAGCAGUUUGGGCGUACUACUCGAAGGGAAUCUGAUGGUCGGUAUACUGUUUCGCUCCCCAAGGAUGAAUCAACAUUUUCGCUGCUGGGUAUGUCAAAGGAUAUUGCUUUAAAGCGUUUUCAAGGGCUAGAGAGGAGGUUGGAUCGAGACACCGAACUUCGCGUGGGAAGCUCUCACUGGUGUCCAUCGAGAAAAAAAGUGAAAAUCAACGCCAUGUGCUAUCAGGCCGAUAUUCUAGAGAAGGUUGUGGCCCCGGAACUUCGGGAGCUCUACCGGAAGGAUCAUGACGUCCUUCAAUAG